This is a messenger RNA of Thunnus maccoyii (southern bluefin tuna), 5797 nucleotides long. RefSeq names its product glycerol-3-phosphate dehydrogenase 2 (mitochondrial) (gene gpd2). Gene Ontology annotation, biological process: glycerol-3-phosphate metabolic process. Lineage: Eukaryota; Metazoa; Chordata; Actinopteri; Scombriformes; Scombridae. The transcript is spliced from 18 exons. The record is from RefSeq and is a predicted model, not a curated record. Bases 104 to 2296 code for a protein of 730 amino acids. Gene Ontology annotation, cellular component: mitochondrion; glycerol-3-phosphate dehydrogenase (FAD) complex. Gene Ontology annotation, molecular function: calcium ion binding; glycerol-3-phosphate dehydrogenase (quinone) activity.
UCAAACACAGGCUCCGGCUUGGAUAACAACCGAUGUCCUCAGUCGCCGCCCUGCAUCGCCCCGAGCGAGCUUUAUUCAACCGCAAAACAAGAAAGCCUGGCCAAUGGCGUUCAGGAAGGCUCUGAAACGGACGGCGAUCAUAGGCGGCGGGGCGGUUGCCACAGUUUUUGGCCUGUCGCAGCUAGUUGAGUACAGAAAGGCGAAGCAUGGAUUGGCACGGUUAUCCCAUGUAGCAGCAGAAGCAGAGCUGAAGGUUCCCUUCGCGGACGAGUUUCCUUCUCGGCAGGCCCAGCUCGCCGCGCUGAAAAACACUGAGGAGUUUGAUGUUCUGGUUGUCGGAGGAGGAGCCACGGGUGCAGGAUGUGCCUUAGAUGCUGUCACACGCAACCUCAAGACUGCUCUGGUCGAGAGAAGCGAUUUCUCUUCAGGAACGAGCAGCCGCAGUACCAAACUCAUCCACGGUGGAGUGCGCUACCUCCAGAAGGCCAUCAUGCAGUUAGACUACGAACAGUACAUGAUGGUGAAAGAGGCCCUGCACGAGCGAGCUAACCUCCUGGAGAUUGCACCUCACCUGUCAGCGCCGCUACCCAUCAUGCUUCCUGUUUACAAAUGGUGGCAGUUGCCUUAUUACUGGGCAGGGAUCAAGAUGUACGACUUGGUGGCUGGGAUCCAGUGCCUGAAGAGCAGCUACGUCCUCAGUAAGACGAAGGCCUUGGAGCUUUUCCCCAUGCUGAAGAAGGACAAGUUGGUGGGAGCCAUUGUCUACUAUGACGGGCAGCACAAUGACGCUCGUAUGAACCUGGCCAUCGCCCUCACAGCUGCCCGCUACGGCGCCGCCAUCUCCAACUACACCGAGGUGGUUCACUUGCUGAAGACGAAAGACCCGCAGACUGGCAAGGAGAGGGUGUGCGGUGCCCACUGCAGGGACGUCAUCACAGGAGAGGAAUUUGACAUUAAAGCCAAGUGUGUGAUCAACGCCACCGGGCCAUUCACAGACUCACUGAGGAAGAUGGACAACCAGGAAAACACCAACAUCUGCCAACCCAGCGCUGGUGUACACAUCGUCAUCCCCGGUUACUACAGCCCUGACAAUAUGGGUUUGCUGGAUCCGGCGACAAGCGACGGGCGUGUCAUCUUCUUCCUGCCCUGGCAGAAGAUGACCAUCGCCGGGACGACCGACACGCCCACCAGCGUGACAGCCCACCCCAUCCCGGGGGAGGACGACAUCAACUUCAUCCUGAGUGAGGUGCGCAACUACCUCAGCCCUGAUGUAGAAGUGCGUCGAGGAGACGUGUUGGCAGCAUGGAGCGGUAUCCGUCCCCUGGUGACGGACCCCAACUCUAAAGACACUCAGUCCAUCUGCAGGAACCACAUCGUCAGUGUCAGUGACAGCGGACUGGUCACCAUUGCUGGUGGGAAGUGGACUACCUACAGAUCCAUGGCUGAAGAGACCCUGGAUGCAGCCAUCAAAUCACACGGACUCAAAGCCGAGCCUUGCAAGACUGUGGGUCUGAUGCUGGAGGGGGCUAAGGGCUGGACGCCGACGCUCUACAUCCGCCUGGUGCAGGACUACGGCUUGGAAAAUGAGGUCGCUCAGCAUCUGGCCUCAACGUACGGAGCAAAGGCGUUUGAUGUCGCCAAGAUGGCUCUGGUCACUGGGCAAAGAUGGCCAAUCGUAGGGAAAAGACUGGUGUCAGAGUUUCCUUACAUUGAGGGCGAGGUGCUGUAUGCGAUCAAGGAGUACGCCUGCACGGCCAUCGACGUCAUCGCCCGGCGAACACGCCUGGGCUUCCUGAACGUGCAGGCAGCGGACGAAGCCCUGCCACGUAUCGUGCAGAUCAUGGGGAAAGAGCUGGACUGGAGUCAGGAGCGGAAGACGGCGGAGCUGGAAGCCGCUAAGAAGUUUUUAUACCACGAGAUGGGCUACAGGUCGCGCUCCGAGCAGCUGACCAAGACGUCUGAGAUAAACCUGGACUACCAGGAAAUAGUCAGGUACAAGAAACGCUUCCAUAAGUUUGACAAAGAGAGCAAAGGAUUCAUCACCACUGUCGACGUCCAGCAGGUUUUGGAAAGCAUCAAUGUCCACAUUGAUGAAAAUGCGCUCCACGAAAUCCUUAAUGAGGUGGACCUCAACAAGAACGGACAAAUUGAAAUUGAUGAAUUCCUGCAGCUGAUGAGCGCGGUGAAGAAGGGACAAGUGUCGGACAGCCGUCUGGCCAUUCUGAUGAAAACGGCGGAGGAAACUCUGGAUAUGAGAGGGCCUGUGACGGUGGACCGCAGCGGGGGCGGAGUCUGAGCCGGAGAAUAUCAGGGAUGCCAAGAAAACCUUCAGCUAUAGUUUGUUUUUGUUUUUUUUAAGGUGGUGAUGACAAAAAAAAAAAAAUGUCUCAUGCAAAUGACGUUAUUUGAAUGACAAUAAUGCAAUCAAGGACGCGGCGGGAUGAAUUUGGCCAAAUCAAGUGCAGAUCAGCAUCACUCCUGAGUGUGUUUUGGGUGAAAUAGUAUCUAAUGAUUGACUGAGAUUUGUUUUUCACAAAGUCAGACUGUAGGUCUGUCUGUGUUUGUCUGUGUUUGUGUGUUUGUGUGUGUGUUUUGUCUUUUGUCCUGAUCAGUUUUCAACAUCUGGUGCCUCUGAUAUUACACAGCACACAAAGUAUCUGUUUUAUACUGUCUUUUAAACAAAACCUUCAAUAUUUUAAUCAUCACAUGAUCUUUGUAGUCUCUUCAACACUCCUUUUUUUAAAACUUUGCUUACGUUCAUUUGUAACAUUAUCGACACUGAUUGUUGUGUAAAUACUGUCCUCAAUGCGAUGCAGCUUAUUCAAAUGGCAACUGAUUAUUUGGUUAUGCUUUAUUUUACAGGUCCAUAAUUUUAUAACAGUUUCUUAGAAAAUUUCCUGGAAAUGUGGUGCUAAUUUUAGGGAAAAUAGAGACAAUUAGCACGUUUCUAUUUAACUAAACGUAAUUGCUAACAUAACCAAAAGAGUGGAAAUUUUGACACACCUUUCACUUAAAAGUGAAUGCACAUAUACAGCACUGAGAUCUUCUUAACAAGUAACUUUUAUUUGUUUACAGUAUUUAAAUGCAAACUGCAACAUAUUGUAAAAAUUAUUUGGUAUGAAAAGGAAGCUUCAUACACUUUGAUCACUCAAAUCGAGCAGCGACAACUCAUCAUAUUCAUCUUCAUUUAAUGAAUUUGCACUUUUAUCAUGAAAUAGCAAAUGGCCUACACAAGUUAGAAUAAAAAGAAAAGAGAAGAUGUGGAAACUGAAAACACAACAUCAGUAAUUUGGCGUUUCUGAAAGCCUCCGACAUUCAUCACUGUGAUUAUAGCUGUCUGAACAAUUGCGCUUAUUUCCAGGAAACUUCCUUGAAAAUUAUUAAGAAAUCACAGAACCCUUAAAAUAAAGCAUUACCAAGCAUUUUAAUGUGUUCUUUCUGAUCUUAGCACGUUACAAGCUCUAGUCAGGUAAUAUUUAACGACUCUUAAAGCACUCUGAGAUGUUUCUCAAGCACUUCUACGCUGCCUGUUCUCAGCCCGGAAGAGUUAUUAUAGAGUAUAUUUUAGGGUGAAAGUUGCUCUGGGAUUAUCUUACAGCUUGAAGGCGCACAUCUUCUUGUCUACUGUGUGUUUUUUCCAUCUAUUGCACUACAAGCAAACUACUGAUACUGAGGUUUACAUGACAAGGUUUCCAGCUUUAGCGUUACUGUUGCUUUUAAAUCACAGCUUUUGUUCUCUUCUGUCCAUAUAUAUUUUUAAAAAUUAUUUAUUCCUUUUUCUCUUUGUAUAUAUACACGACUACAUUUAAGGAGAUUAUAGAUUUAAAUAUAUUGCAAAGGGAAGUGUAAAAACAGGAUAUGUGUGAGUUAUUUUUAUUAAGUGGAAUUGCAUGCUACAUAUUAACCCUAUUCUCUAAAUGAUGUAAACAACUUAGUCUUUUAUUUCUGCACUUGUGGUCGAGAGUGAGAUCAUAAAUGCUGUAUUAACGCACACCAUUAUGUCAGCAGAAAAACUGAUAUAAUCCUGCAUGCUGUUAGCUGGUGUUUUAUGUGACAAAGAUAAGAUUUUAAUCCAGCAUGGACAUUUAUCUUCACAUCAUAGCAUGCUUUAUGUUCAGCGUUUGGUGAUUUUUAGGGGUUGAAUGGAAAUGAAUGUAUGAUAUGUGCCUUGAUGUGCCUAGAAUAUGACACUCAACCAUUUGCCCUCUUAUUCACAACUCCACAUGUUUUACAAAUACAGGAAAUAAUGUUGAGAAUGAAGAUAUUUAUAUAUCUGUUAUUACAUAAGGAAUAGUAUUUAAACUCUACCGUAUAUUUCACUGUGUAAAAACGGGGGCCUGUUGCAAAGGUCGAGCCGCCAUGUUGGAGGAGUUUGACUGAAAUGGGCCAAGACUGGUAUUUUUAGUUUGGUUAUUUGACGUGUGUGUCAGUUAAAAAGGACACAUAUUUCAUUUUUUAGGGCUGGGUAUCGAACACCAAUGUUUUUUAACCGAAAGCUGGCGUCAUAUUUUUUAACUUCUUCACUGUUUCUUUGAUUAGAUAGAUCCUGAUUUAGAUAAAAAUGUUGCCAGUUUCAGGCUUUUUUAUUCUGGCAAACUUAAGACAACAUUGAAAGGUCCUAUGUGGAGUUUUAGACCACUAGUGGCCAUAUGGAGCCAUGUUUUUAUUUUGUUUGUAUUGCGAUAUAGUUUCACACUAUUCCACUGAUUUACAGUUGGUACCAAAUUUAUUUGAAGACCCAUACAGAUUUAAAAUAGUUACAAUCAUCAAGGAUUAAAUCACAAAAAAGCCAAAAAGCUGCAUUUCCAUUGUGGAAACAAAGGCAGAUCAGAAGACGAAGGCUGCAAGCUGUUUUAACAAUCGCCUUUGUAAAUGUUUUUUGACAAAGGAAAAUUCUCCACAGGGUUCCUUUAACAUUAAAGGACUUGGGCCUCUUUAAUUAAAUGGAUUAAAGGUGAUAUUCUUCUAAGUAUCAAAAAAGUCAAGAAGUCAAAAUAUGUGUAUUGUCGAUGCUGAAACUCAGGUAUCAUGUUGAAACCAGUAUCAAAAAAUGAUACCUAGUCCUAUUAUUUAGAUUUUGUGUACUGUGCCAGUUUAGAAAACCAUUUGAAACAGCAGUCAGACCAUUAUAAACACUAAAAUUCCUCAAGAGUCCCAUAUAAUGAAAUUAUUUUAUUGUUGGGAACCUGUUUGUUUUUUUUUUUUAAAAUGAUGGAAAGUGGGUUUUUUUAUUCCUCCAACACAGCGGUGCGUCCAUCCUCGCUCUUCCUCCUCACAGGCCCCUGUUGAAGGUUUUAUAUUGUGAAAGACAGUGUGUGUGUGUGUGUGUGUGUGUGUGUGUGAUUGUGUGCAGACUGUACUUCUUUAUUGCCUUCAUAUUUUGAUUUACAUUUAGUACUAAUUCAGUUCAGCUAUUGACACUUUCUUUGGACUUUCUUAUGCAGUGAACAGAAUCAUUCCAUACUUUAGGUUUCCCUCCCAUGAACCAACACUGUAACUGUUAUUGAAGUGUGUGUAUCAGUGUGUCGUCACUCGGGGGUUCGGCUACAAUACCUUGACAACUGAGGACUUCAAACUGCCAAUGCCGGCCCAUCAAGAAUAGCUUAUGGGCAGCACAACUUAAAUCCACAUCCUGAUGUUUGAUUGUCUUCUUCGGAUGAAAUUACAGCUUUAUCCAGGCUCAAAGAGAAUCAUAUUCCUUUUUUUUUCCACCAAAACUGUAAGAAUACUAUGUCAGUCUUCAGGAGAAAAAAAAACAACGCAAUUAUCUAAUUAAAUGUAUCUGGUUGCUUGCAAA